AUGUUCAGCAAUUAUAAUCAUCUCGUUCAAAAAGGAUAUGGAAAUUUUGAAGAUGAUGACGACGAUAUUGAAAGCUCACAAGAAAGCGAACAAUCAUCUCAAAGUUCUCAAUCUAGCGAAGAAAUGGACUCUUCCGGAGAGGAGGAGGAGGAGCAUGUAGAUCCUUGGUCACGCAUUCAAAAUGAAGUUUGUAAUCGCCACGAAGCCCAGCUCGAAGCUCUGAUCAACGAGUAUGAACAAAACGGAGACUCGCCUGAAGUGGCCCGCAUUAAAGCUGAAAAUGCUUUGCUUCCAGUAUAUAGAAAGGAAUUGAGAAAAGUGUUCUUAGAGUUUUUACAGUGGAUGCAUGCAAUGAAGAAAGAUCCGACAUUCCGAAAAGUGAUGGAAACCCGCCAAGAUCUCAAAGACACGGAAGGAUAUGACUGGCUGGAAUCGACAGAACUUGCCAUCGAUAAGCGGAAAUUCUUACUCAAUCGAUUGUUUGUCAAACAAACUGUUCCCGAAGACUAA
This is a messenger RNA of Porites lobata, 510 nucleotides long. The record is from the annotation of a GenBank genome assembly. Lineage: Eukaryota; Metazoa; Cnidaria; Anthozoa; Scleractinia; Poritidae.